Molecule: messenger RNA, 1597 nt
Organism: Asparagus officinalis (garden asparagus)
Lineage: Eukaryota; Viridiplantae; Streptophyta; Magnoliopsida; Asparagales; Asparagaceae
Product: arabinosyltransferase RRA2-like
Exons: 2
Coding region: 141-1439 (432 amino acids)
Biological process (GO): root hair cell development
Molecular function (GO): glycosyltransferase activity
Source: RefSeq, a predicted model, not a curated record
UUGCAAUAGUUUUUUGUCCUUAAACAACUGAAAGUCUUCUCUCUCACUCAAAAAAUAAAAAAGUUAAAAAUAAAAAAAUAAAAAUCUCAUCUUUAGGGUUUUCUUCAACGAAACUCAACAGAUCUGAGAGCAGAGAGAAGAUGGCGGGAAGGCGAGAAGCCCCACUGAUGAGGGGCGCCGGUGGGUCCUCUCGCGGGUCUCGGAUCGCCAUGGCCGUCGCCAUCGGGAUCACUCUCGGUUGCGUCUGCGCCUUCUUGUUUCCUGACGGCUUAUUUCGCCCUCACUCGCCUCAAGAACUCAACGCUGGCCUCAAAUCGAAGCGGGGCUCUUCAGCUCCAUGUGAAUCAAGUGAAAGAACCAACAUGUUAAAGUCUGAGUUAGCAUCUCUAUCAGAAAAGAACGCUGAACUGAAGAAGCAGAUCAAUGAUCUAACUGUAAAGCUCCAACUGGCUGAACAAGGGAAAGAUCAGGCCCAAAAGCAAUUCCUGGUUUUGGGACAGCAGCACAAAGCUGGGCCUUUUGGUACUGUCAAAUCUUUAAGAACAAAUCCAACAGUCCUCCCGGAUGAAUCAGUGAACCCUGGAUUAGCGAAAAUCCUCGAGAAAGUAGCCGUUAGAAAAGAGCUCAUACUUGCACUCGCAAAUUCCAACGUGAAAGAAAUGUUGCAGCUUUGGUUUGAAAACAUCAAAAGAGUAGGAAUUCCAAAUUAUCUCGUGGUAGCACUGGAUGAUGAUAUCGAAAAAUUCUGCAAUUCGAAUGAAGUUCCAGUUUACCGUAGAAGCCUUGAUGAAGGAUUCGAUGACAUUGCAAAAACUGGUGGUAAUCAUGCUGUUUCUGGUCUAAAAUUCCGUGUAUUAAGAGAAUUUUUACAGCUCGGUUACAGCAUUCUUCUCUCAGAUGUCGAUAUAGUUUACCUACAGAAUCCGUUUGAUCAUCUCUAUAGAGACUCUGAUGUAGAGUCUAUGAGCGAUGGCCAUAAUAACAUGACAGCUUAUGGAUAUAAUGAUGUCUUUGAUGAACCCUCAAUGGGUUGGGCUAGAUAUGCUCAUACAAUGAGAAUAUGGGUAUAUAAUUCGGGGUUUUUCUAUAUCAGACCGACAAUCCCAUCAAUCGAGCUUUUGGAUAGGGUAGCAAACAGGUUGGCUCACGAAAAGGCAUGGGAUCAAGCAGUUUUUAACGAAGAACUCUUUUAUCCAUCGCACCCAGGAUACGACGGGCUUCACGCUUCAAGGAGAACCAUGGACAUGUAUCAGUUCAUGAACAGCAAAGUUCUUUUUAAAACAGUGAGAAAAGAUGCACAACUGAAGAAGUUAAUGCCUGUUGUCGUUCAUUUGAACUAUCAUCCUGAUAAGCUCUUUAGAAUGAAAGCUGUUGUGGAGUUUUACGUUAAUGGGAAGCAGGAUGCCUUGGAUCCUUUCCCAGAUGGUUCAGAUUGGUAGUGAGUUUAUAUACUUUGCUUAAAAUUACACAGGUUCUUGAUCUUUUAUCCUGUAGCUGUCAGAAAUUUUCACUGUCAGAGAAACUAUGUAAUUUUGCUGCCUGAGUUUGUUGUAAUCUAAAUUUUCCAUGUCGUAAUUUUUUUCCCCAGCUUUUUGUU